This is a messenger RNA of Hippocampus comes (tiger tail seahorse), 1193 nucleotides long. RefSeq lists its product as uncharacterized. Gene Ontology annotation, cellular component: cytoplasm. Gene Ontology annotation, biological process: positive regulation of MAPK cascade; positive regulation of cell population proliferation. The transcript is spliced from 5 exons. The record is from RefSeq and is a predicted model, not a curated record. Gene Ontology annotation, molecular function: cytokine activity; growth factor activity. Bases 187 to 801 code for a protein of 204 amino acids. NCBI's taxonomy places the organism in Eukaryota, Metazoa, Chordata, Actinopteri, Syngnathiformes, Syngnathidae.
UUAUGCUGGAAUGACUUGGCGGCUGGCUGAUGACUCAGGUGAUGUGUCAUACUUACACGAUAUAAAGGGGAACUUUCACAUGUGUCCACAAACACACGUACUGUACACACACACUGUACACACACACGCGUGCGCACUCCUACGCGUGCUGGAUUUUGUCUUGAAGACGCACGGAGCCCCAACAACAUGAGACCGCCGCGUGACUCCGCCUCCCGUCUUCUGCGCCUGCUCCUAUUGGUGGAGCUGCUGCGGCCGUCGCGCUGCGGCCCCGCCCACCACAAGGCCGUCCUCUGCAACACGCUCAAGUCUGCCGCCAAUCAAAUGGACGUCAUCAGGAGGACGGCGCAGCGGUUGCAACACCAUGACGACGAGGCGGCGGACGACUUGCUGGAGGCGCGACUGCAAAGUCUUCCCGUCAUCGCGACGACCGCCGCUCACUUGCGCACGUGGAAGGCCAACGAGUCGCUCUGCGGGCUGUACGCCAACGCGCUGGCUUUCCGCGCGCACGCCGAUUGGCUGAAGGCGGCCGCCGAAAACGUCAGCUUGCCCUCCGAGGCGGCGGGGGGCGCCGCCAUUCGCCUGCUGCGGCUGGCCGACCUCGUCAGGACGGCGCUCAUACAGAUGGAGGCUGUCGUCCCUUCGGCGUCCCCCCCUCCGUGGCUUCCGACGGUAUCGACGGCCUUCGAGGCUCUGCGCUACUCGACGGAGAUGUCCCGGCGCUUGAAGGUCUUCUGCAACUUCUCCAAACGCCUCGUGCGCCAUUUGCGCAGGGCGGCGAACUGUCCCACCAAAAGAAGAUGAACAGCAUCUGGGAAGUCGCACUUGGCCACCAGUUUGUCUCCCUUAGCACCUCACACUUUUUCAGUCGGUCGCCGAGGAGUUUGUGACGGAGAGGAAUGGACAACGGAAUGGUCGCCGGUCCAUCGGCCGGCUCCACGCGCCCUGGUGUUGACUGAUGAGCGAUCACGCUUCCACUCAGAGCCAAGAACGUUCGCUUUUCGAUGAAUACGGGACUGGACAAGAGAUUGGUCGCCGGUCGAAAUCAUGUCAAAUAUGCACGACCGCCCUUGGCACGUGUCGAAAGCAGGCGCGAGGAAAGAACCGACGGACUUCUCCUUGUCGUCCUGCUCCUCGCCAGCAGGGGGUCACGUGACAGGAAGUGGCAAAAGAGCCGCUUGCCACGAAGGCGCCCC